This is a messenger RNA of Lottia gigantea (owl limpet), 606 nucleotides long. RefSeq lists its product as hypothetical. The transcript has a single exon. NCBI's taxonomy places the organism in Eukaryota, Metazoa, Mollusca, Gastropoda, Lottiidae. The annotation marks the transcript as partial. Gene Ontology annotation, cellular component: cell surface; plasma membrane. Gene Ontology annotation, molecular function: coreceptor activity; death receptor activity; nerve growth factor binding. Gene Ontology annotation, biological process: Rho protein signal transduction. The record is from RefSeq and is a predicted model, not a curated record.
GAAGGUCAAUGUUGUAGCCAGUGUCCAAUAGGCUCAGGAGUUACCUCCCAUUGUCAUUCCGGAAAUGAUACUAAUUGUGAACCUUGUGUAGAUGGCAAGACCUUCUCGAGUAACACGAGUCAUACUCAAGUAUGUUCCCAGUGCUCCGAGUGUCCGAAGAACUCUCAAGUGUCGAGCGAGUGCAACUCUACUGCAGACACAGCAUGCGUUUGUGAUAAAGACUUCUUUUUAGCCGAGGACGGUGAGUGUAAACUUUGUGAUCUGUGUCCAGCAGGUUGGGGUGCUUCAGUGUCGUGUACUAGGACUCGGAACACGGCCUGUAAUCAGUGUACGAACGGAACCUUCUCUAAAGAAUUAAGUGCAACAAGUCAAUGUUUGGUGUGUUCGGUAUGUGCUCCGGGAGCUCAGAUGUUACAAGCUUGUUCGUCAACAGAAGACACUAUCUGUAUCUGUAAGUAUAAUUUUUCACUUACUUCACCCCAUCCACUCACAACUUGCUCAUAUCUUUCGGCGACCCCAAAAUAUGGCUGUCUCAACGCCACCCCCACCCACCACUCCCUCAAAUUCCCAUGUAUGAGCCAAAAGGGGCUUCUAAAUUGUCUCUAA